Linum trigynum is the source of this 1404-nucleotide messenger RNA. NCBI's taxonomy places the organism in Eukaryota, Viridiplantae, Streptophyta, Magnoliopsida, Malpighiales, Linaceae. The record is from the annotation of a GenBank genome assembly.
AUGGAGAGAGCAAGUUGGUCAACUAAAAGCGGGAAAGGCAAACGGCCACAUGUCAUAGUGGUUCCAUAUCCGGCACAAGGCCACAUCAACCCCAUGCUCCAAUUCUCCAAGCGCUUAAUCUCCAGAGGAGUCAAAGCCACCCUAGCCACCACCGUCUUCGUCGCCAAAUCCAUGCACCUCAACCAAACCUCAACUACUAUCUCGGUCGAAUCCUUCUCGGACGGAUUCGAUCAAGGAGGGUUCGGCCAGGCCGCCAGCGACGAGGACUAUGUCGCCACUUUUCGGGCCGUCGGGUCGCGAACCCUGACCCACCUCAUACAGAGACUGAGCAUCGAUUCGGAUCACGAUCACAACGAUCGUGAUCCGGUCACAGCUGUCAUUUACGACGGCUUCAUGCCUUGGGCACUCGACGUGGCCAAGGAUUUGGGGCUCGUAGGGGCCGUGUUCUUCACUCAGUCGUGUGCGGUCAACUCCGUGUACUUCCAUGUCCAGAGGGGCCUCCUCCCCUUGCCGCUGACCGAGUCAACGGUCUCGCUCCCUGGGCUGCCCGUACUGAAAGCCUCCGAAACACCGUCGUACGUGUCGGAUUACGGGUCGUACCCCGCGAUUUACCAGAUGGUGGUCGACCAGUUUACGAACGUUGAUCAGGCGGAUUAUGUGCUCUUUGACUGCUUCUACGAGAUGGAGAAACAGGUGGUGGAUUGGAUGGCGCGACGGUGGCGCGUGGGCACAAUAGGCCCGACCCUCCCGUCCAAGUAUUUGGACGGGAGGCUCGAAGACGACACCGAUUACGUUAUCAAUCUGUUCGAGCCGAGCUCCGACGAGUGCAUGAGCUGGCUAGGCACCAAACCGGAAGGGUCCGUCGUGUACGCAUCUUUCGGCUCCAUGGUCAAAGUGAGCCAAGAGCAGAUGGAAGAGGUAGCUCGGGGGCUGGAAAACACCAACUUCUACUUCCUGUGGGUGGUUCGAGCCGACGAGGAAGUCAAAUUACCCGCCAACUUCAACCGGGCCGGCGGGAAAGGCUUGGUGGUCAAUUGGGCCCCGCAGCUGGAGGUCCUGGCCCAUCCCGCUACGGGCUGCUUUCUCACUCACUGCGGGCUCAAUUCUGUGGUGGAGGCAAUGUGCUUAGGGGUGCCGAUGGUGGCGGUGCCACAGUGGACGGACCAGAUCACGAACGCCAAGUACGUGGAGGACGUGUGGCAGGUCGGGGUGAGGGUGGCGGUGGACGGGAAGGCGACGGUGAGGAGGGAGACGGUGGAGAUGUGUAUAAGGGAAGUUAUGGAGGUGAGGAGGGUUGAGCUGAAGGUGAAUGCGGAGAGUUGGAAGGGAUUGGCGAGGCAAGCUUUGGAUGGAGGCGGGAGCUCUGAUUUGUGCAUCAAUGACUUUGUUGCUGCUUUGCUUUGA